This is a messenger RNA of Morus notabilis, 3153 nucleotides long. Its product is annotated as alpha-xylosidase 1. NCBI's taxonomy places the organism in Eukaryota, Viridiplantae, Streptophyta, Magnoliopsida, Rosales, Moraceae. Bases 91 to 2889 code for a protein of 932 amino acids. Gene Ontology annotation, biological process: carbohydrate metabolic process. The record is from RefSeq and is a predicted model, not a curated record. Gene Ontology annotation, molecular function: hydrolase activity, hydrolyzing O-glycosyl compounds; carbohydrate binding. The transcript is spliced from 3 exons.
UCCAACUCCCAACUCCCCCAGUACUCCUCGGAGCCAGUCUUCACUUCACUAGCUCCUCUUCAGAGUAGUAGUGAAGAACAAAACUCAAACAUGUUUUCCUCUACCAAUUUAUCUCUCUCUCUUCUUAUUCUAGCACUGCUUUUAUCUUUCUCCGCCGCGGGCAAGAGCAGUAAAUCGGCCCCCACCAAAAUCGGCCAAGGCUACCGCCUCAUCGCCGCUGAAGAAACCCCCGACGGCGGUCUCGUUGGCCACCUCCAAGUCAAGCAAAAGAACAAUGUCUACGGCCCCGAUAUCCCCAACUUACAACUCUUCGUCAAGCACGAAACAGAGGAUCGUUUAAGAGUCCACAUAACAGACGCGGAGAAACAAAGAUGGGAGGUUCCGUACAACCUCUUGCCACGGGAGAGUCCGCCGGCGCUGAAGCAGGCGAUCGGACGGGCACGGAAGAUUCCGAUCACGACGGUGGCGGCGUCGGAGUACUCCGGCUCCAAGCUGAUCUUCAGCUUCACGGCCGACCCGUUCGGGUUCGCGGUGAAGAGGAAAUCCGACGGCCAAGUGCUCUUCAACAGCAGCUCCGACGAGUCCGACCCCUUCGGAGAACUGGUCUUCAAGGACCAGUACCUCGAGAUCUCCACCAAACUGCCGAAGGAUGCGUCCCUAUACGGCCUCGGGGAGAACACACAGCCUCACGGGAUUAAGCUCUAUCCCAAUGACCCCUAUACACUCUACACUACUGACAUCUCCGCCAUCAACCUUAAUGCCGAUCUGUAUGGGUCCCACCCAGUGUAUAUGGAUCUUAGGAAUGUGAACGGUCAGGCUUAUGCCCAUGCGGUUCUGUUGCUCAAUAGUAAUGGCAUGGAUGUGUUCUAUAGAGGAACUUCCUUGACUUAUAAGGUCAUUGGGGGUGUUUUUGACUUUUACUUCUUUGCUGGGUCCACCCCUCUCGGUGUCGUUGAUCAGUAUACUUCCUUCAUCGGUAGACCGGCUCCCAUGCCUUACUGGGCUCUCGGAUUCCACCAAUGUAGAUGGGGAUACCACAAUCUCUCAGUCGUUGAAGAGGUCGUUGAGAGCUACAAAAAAGCUCAAAUCCCACUCGACGUGAUCUGGAACGACGACGAUCACACGGAUGGCAAAAAGGAUUUUACCCUUAACCCCACAAACUACCCUCGUCCCAAGCUCCUGGCAUUCCUAGAAAAAAUUCACAGCAUAGGCAUGAAGUACAUUGUCAUCAAUGAUCCAGGAAUCAGCAUUAACAGCAGCUAUGGCGUCUACCAACGCGGCAUUGCUAAUGACGUAUUCAUCAAGUAUGAGGGUGAACCUUACAUAGCUCAAGUAUGGCCUGGCGCUGUGCACUUCCCUGACUUCCUCAACCCAAAAACUGUCUCAUGGUGGGGGGAUGAGAUCCGCCGCUUCCAUGAACUAGCCCCCAUUGAUGGCAUAUGGAUUGACAUGAAUGAGGCUUCGAAUUUCUGCUCCGGGAAGUGCAGGAUCCCGAAGGGGAAGCAGUGUCCUAGUGGUACGGGCCCUGGAUGGAUAUGCUGCUUGGAUUGCAAGAACAUAACCAAGACGAGAUGGGAUGAUCCGCCCUACAAAAUCAAUGCCUCCGGUUUGCAGGCUCCUGUUGGAUUCAAAACCAUUGCCACAAGUGCGGUUCACUAUGAUGGAGUGUUGGAAUAUGAUGCCCAUAGUCUCUACGGUUUCUCUGAAGCUGUUGCAACCCACAAGGGACUUCUUGCGCUUGAAGGAAAAAGACCCUUUAUAUUGACUCGCUCAACUUAUGUUGGUUCAGGGAAAUAUUCUGCACAUUGGACUGGUGACAACAAGGGAACUUGGGAGGACUUGAAGUACUCAAUCUCAACCAUGCUUAACUUCGGUAUAUUCGGAGUUCCAAUGGUUGGUGCUGACAUAUGUGGAUUCUACCCUGGACCAACAGAAGAGCUCUGCAACCGUUGGAUCGAAUUAGGUGCUUUCUACCCCUUCUCGAGAGAUCAUGCCAAUUACUACUCGCCAAGACAAGAGCUUUAUCAAUGGGACUCAGUUGCUCAGUCUGCGAGAAACGCUUUGGGGAUGAGGUACAAGCUCCUUCCUUAUCUGUACACAUUAAAUUACGAGGCUCAUGUUACCGGCGCCCCCAUCGCCAGGCCACUCUUCUUCUCGUUCUCGACUUACACCGAAUGUUAUGGAUUGAGUACUCAGUUCUUGCUUGGAAGCGGUCUACUGAUAUCUCCAGUUCUUGAGCAGGGGAAAACAGAGGUCAAGGCUCUGUUUCCUCCUGGUAGUUGGUAUAGUUUGUUCGAUAUGACGCAGAUCAUUGUGUCGAAAGGAGGGAAAUAUGUUACGCUCGAUGCGCCUUUACAUGUUGUGAACGUUCAUUUGUAUCAAAACACCAUUAUUCCAAUGCAGCAAGGUGGACUGAUUUCCAAGGAAGCAAGGAAGACUCCUUUUAGUUUAGUGGUAACUUUCCCGGCAGGGGAAAGCGAGGGAAAAGCGAAAGGAAACCUUUUCCUUGAUGAAGAUGAGCUUCCGGAGAUGAAACUUGGAAAUGGGAAAUCCACUUACGUUGAUUUCUAUGCCACUGUGAGUGAAGGAAAUGUGAAAGUCUGGUCAGAAGUUCAGGAAGGCAAGUUUGCCUUGGAUAAUGCUUGGAUUGUUGAGAAGGUGACAGUGUUGGGAUUGGAUGGAAAUGGAGCUGCAUCCGCAAUUGAGAUCGGCGGAAUGCCAGUCACGAGUGUUGCGGGUGUGGAGGUGACUUCGUCGGAGCAGGUUCAUGUCGAUGACGACAAAGACGGAGGAGGGAACAUCAAGAGUGUUAUGGUUCAGGUUGGGGGAUUGUCAUUGCCAGUUGGAAAGAACUUUGUCCUCUCAUGGAAGAUGGGACUCAAAAAUUGAGUUUAGCUAGUCUAGGUCCUUUGAUUUGCUUCCCUCGCUCUGAGAUUAUUCAAGUUUUUUUUUUCUUUUUUCACCUUUUGUGUUUGUGAUCAAAUUAAGGUUCUUGUCGGAGAAGGAGAUGAGCUAAAAACAUGCUCAUCCCUGUCCAUGCAAACAAGGCAGGAGAGUGAGGUUUAGUUUCUUUCUUAAUGCUUUUUUAGAGGCUCUUUCCAUUGGAGUUGUAUCUUGAUAUGAAAUAAUGAAAGUUUCAAUCCUAAGAUGGCA